Sus scrofa (pig) is the source of this 11697-nucleotide messenger RNA. Lineage: Eukaryota; Metazoa; Chordata; Mammalia; Artiodactyla; Suidae. The record is from RefSeq and is a predicted model, not a curated record.
CUCCUCACAGACAAGUGGCUUCCAGACGCUUGCGGGCCACCAAGUGAAGGGUAACCAAGAGCCAUGCGCUUACGGCAUCUUCCUUUCAGGGGCCAGAGCCAAAGAGAUUGUGAUUCCAAAACUCAGUGCAUCCAUCUCUGAUAAAGCACCUCAGAAUGUUUUCUGAAGUGAAGCUAGCAUGCACAGGGCAUGGUUUAAACACAGUAAAGUCGGGUCCAGUAGAAGAGGUCUGGGGGUUCGGGGGAUUUUUUUGUUUUGUUUUGGUGGAAGUUCUGGGCCAGGGAUCAAGCCUGCACUACAGCAGUGACCAAAGCUGCUGCAGUGACAGUGCUGGAUCCUUAACCUGCUGAGCCCCAAGGUUGGGGGGGCGGGUUCUGUUGUAAAGAGCAUUUGUUUCAGUGUUUCAAUUUUUUAAAAACCUAUUAACCAUUGUUUUUGUUUACACUUUAAUAAAUGAAUAUUCUCAGGUGCUUUAAAAUAUAUGAAAAUCUGUCACAGAAGCCUAUUCCUUGUUAUACUGGUGAUGGUUUGACCUUGGUUGUCUUGUUAAUCAUGCAGUUUAGGCUUAGGAGUAUAUUACCUGAUUUAAGGUAGAAUACCUGGUUCUUACCUAUUUUAUGAAUAAUGUAUUUUUAAGCCAAAUAUUGUCAAGCACUAGGACCAGUCAGAAGGUAGGUUUUUAAAAAUGACAUCAGUGCUUUAAAUCCAGUUCAUGCUGCAAUGUCAGAAGUGCCACAAUAUGUAUUUUCCAUUGCUUUGUUACCUUUCUCAAGUGUAGUUCACCCAGUUCUCCUAUUUUGUGAUAUUUGUUAUACAUUGGCCAUAUAUUUUCCCAACUGGCCACAAAGAGUUACUGGGUGUUUGGCUACUUCUCUUCUGGUGAAGCAGAAAUUCAGUCAACACUGGUGGCAUUUAUUAAGGAGAUAAAUAGAUGCAGUAUCUUAGAAAUAGAGCAACUAGUCAUGCCAGCAUACAUUUUUUUCAGUAUGUGUGUAUAUAGUAAAGUAAUGGUGUGUACCUUUAGUUAAGAGUGAUAGAAUUUAUUUCCUGUAUCUAUAAAUUGUCAAGAUAGCUUCAGGAUUUCAGUUUGAAAAAAAACUAAGCACUCCUACUCAGAAAAAAAUUAAUAAGUCGUCUUGCAAAUGUUGGAAAAGACUCCAAGGUGAUAUUCUAUGAAAGCUUUCAGAAUACUUUAUGUUUUAAUCUUUAAGACAUUUAUGUCUUAAUAUAACUUACAAUUUAAAACUAAUUCCUUCUGCUACUCUCUGAUUUCUAAGAUAGAAUUGCUGGUACUAGAAAAAUUAGUAAUAUCUCCAAUCUAAAAAUAAUUUUAAAUUUAACAUCUUUCCAUAUAAGAAUCUGAAAUAAUAGUAUAAAAUAAAUUCAAAAAUUUAUAUCCACAUUGCUACUUUUAUUGUAGCAAAUAUUUAUUGUGUCCCUACCAUGUGCACUACUGUAAUGGCUACAGUCACAACAGUGUUUAAGAAAAGCAAUGUCAUGGACAUCAAGGAUCUUAGAUUUCUUUUUGUAAAAGACCAUUCUGGAUUUCAUCUUAUGUAAUGACUGCUAGAGUAUAAGAAAUUAAGCAUGAUGGUCUUUUUAAUAAAUAUAAAAAGUUUAUAAGCAACAUGGAAAUCUAAAUAAGUUUCAGUUCUUAAAUACAUGAGAUGAAGAUUAGUUGAAAAUUAGUUGUCUUUUAAUGAAAAUUUAAUGUAUUUAAAUUGUUAUUUGAUUUCAUAGAAUUUCAAAGGUAGAUUUUAGAAACAGAAGCAGUCCUUUUAGAGACUCUUCUUAACACAUAAUUCUGAACGUACCUUUUACUUUUUUAUUAUGACUUAUAAAUAAGUUCCACGUUUGACAAAAAAGAAAUACAUUUUAAAUGGCUUAAUAGAAUGAUUUUUUGCCAUUGGGAACAGAAUAUUUUUUAUAAUGAUUUAUUAAAAUAAGUAAAUAAAAAGUGCCCAUAAAAAUGAGAGAGAAAUUACCGCAUCAGCUGAUGCUAAAUUCAUAGGUAACCAUGGCAACCACUGGGGAACACUUAACAUUUGCAUUUCACCUCUUAUUAGCUUUAUUUACUCAUUCAGAAGCUUCAGCCAGUUUGCAGAUGAAGUGAACAUGGGAUCAGAUUUUGAGACAGUAAAUGUUCAUAAGAAGUAGAUCAUCAGGUGACUUUUGCCUUAGGUCGCUGGUAGCUAAAGCAAUAUUCUAAAAUCAGUGACAGUUUAUGUAAUCUGUCUUUGGAUGUCCUGUAUCAAGGCAUAUUUGAUUAUUUUUAAAAUAGCAUAGUUAUACAAAAAGUAAAUUUUUGCUAAAGAGGGCUCUCUAGUAAGUGGGAAAGCAUUGAAUUGCUGCCUUCUUUCUCCUAGUGAAUGUGUGCACACAGACACCCACAGACACAUACACACUUUUUAAUGUAGCAUUUCUCUAUAAUUUAAUUUUAACGGUUAGAAUUCUUGAUGUCAGAGUUCCCUCCUGGCUCAGUGGGUUAAGGAUCUGAUGUUGUCUCUUCUGUGGCUCUGGUUACAGUUGUAGCACAAGUUCAAUCCCUGGCCCUGGAACUUUGAUGUCAUCUCAAGUGGUAUCUUAGAUUUAUUCGGAAUUAACAUGGAAGCAUGUUUAUCUAGAUCUAGAAAUUUUCCCAGAAGUUGUAAGACUAUUUUAAGCAAUGAUGAGAAAAACAUACUUAAAUUUGUAACCCCAGGGAAUGUUUUUUGACUUUAAAAUUCUAGCGAAAAUUCAAAGAUUUUUUACUAAAAACAUUGAAAUGUCUAAGAAUCAUCAUUCUGAUAACAAUAAAAUUUAUUUCUAAAUGGUGUUAUUUUAACAUGUAAAAGUAACUUUUAUGAAUCUGUAUAUAUGAAGCCUGUUACCAGUCUUAAUAAAACUGAGAUCUACUUGUGGCUUCAAAUUAACGUUGAAAAAAAUACAUUUUAAUAGGCCCCUGAAGCAUCAAGUUUCUGAGUUUGGUUCUCACAAUUGAAUCAAUCAUCCUUAAAUGUGAAGGGCAAAUAUAAAUUACUACUAUUAUCAUUUAAUUAAACUUUUUGGUAAAUGUUUUUUCAAGAAACCAGAAUAUAUUCUUUUCAAGUUUUUAGAAAACCUUUGAUAGCGACCAUUCUAAUAAAUGUAAGAUGAUGGAAUAUUUUUUUAUUUGGUACUUUUUGAGAUAUAUUUUAAUACUACAUUAGCUUGAAGUUACUGACUCCAGUGUUUUGAUUGAGAAUGUUAUUGCAUCAAUGUACAUGAUAUUUUUUUAAGGAUGCAGUUUGUUGAUAUGAGUUAAAUGAAUGUGGAAACUCUUUGAUAAAAUAACCCUAUUUUCCAGGACUUCAUUAGAGUAAGUAAAGUAUCCUACUGUGCUAAAAAUUAAUUCCUGAAUUAUUCUGCUAAUCUAGCUCUAGUUUCUUUUGCAAAUAACCAAAUUUCUAUCAUUUCCCACACUUGUCAUUUGGAAGCAGCUCCUUGCCUAUAUGAAUGCUUAACCAAAAGUAUCAGGUGGUUUCCUUUUAUUCAAAGUAGGUGAAUCUUCUUUCUCCAUUGAAAAUAUUUCUGGAAUAAAGAAAUUACCCACUUUUUCACUCCCAGAAUUCAUGAUACUUGCCAUGUAGAAUCAGAGUUAAUGUAGAACCACUUAUAAAUUCAGUGCAUUAGUAAUCAUUUUCAUUUGCUUCAUGGCAUCCUCUAAUAUGGUUUUCAAAAAUGUCCUUUGUUUGAAUAAAUGAGAUGUACCCAUAUACUGAAAUACUUAAUUUAAUGUCUAUAGUUAUAUGUAUAAAUAUCAGUAAUAAAAGGAAGGUUUACUGCAUCUUAGCUGCAUGCCUCCAUCUUCACGGCAUGUGAACAUUUCUUAUUUAGGUGGGUUCUAUUUAAACAUAAUUUUUUCUUCCCCAGCAUAGGAGGAAACAAAAUGAUGGAGAUUUACAUUUCACAUUAAGCCAUCUGGGUGGUCAGCCAGAAUAGAUACUUAAGAUAAUUAUGUGGUAGAACUAUGCAUUUACCCCAAAGCAGAAUGUAUUAUGUUUUCAUUUUAUUAGCAUAUUAAUUUUGUUUUAAUAGAGUUGUAAUAUCUUUAAAAAAGGUGUACUUGCCAGUGUCUUCAGAGAAUUUCUCUAACUAAAUUUAGUUAUUGAUGAGGAAAGAAAAAGAACACAGAGAUUCUAACAAUUGCCUUUAUUUCUUUGUUUUCAUUAGUACAUUUAUGAAUCUUCACACGUCAUCGAAUAGAGAAUAAUCAUUGAAAAUGGAACUUCAAGAAAAUUAGAUUUAAAAAGGAGAACCCCCACUUUUCUGAUUAUUACUCUUGCUCCUGUUUAAUAAUACGAUAAUUGUGGCCAUUCCUUCCAUUUGAAUGUCCCUUUCUGCCCUAUAAACCAGGAAGCAUGAGCCCAAGAUGAUAAGACUUUGAUCUUGUUGUGAAGUAAAGAAAAACUCAAAAUUUCUGAUUCUUACACAUCUAAACCAAAGAAAUAUUCUUUGCAAAUAAUAAAAUAAUGAUACAAAAUUUUGAAUAGAACAAAAUGCAUGUUAAAACCCAAAGUAACUAACACAUGAUGGAAACAGUGUAACUGCUAUGUUUGUUCUUAUGAAGGGGCCCCUCCAAAGAACAGCGGUCUCUUAAGGUCUUUGGAUGGCAGGGUGGGUAGAGACACUUGGGGCAUGGGACAUGAACAUGGUGCCCUCCCCAACUGAUUAAGGCCUGUAAGCCCUUGGAUAAGUCACUUAACCUUCCUGUGACUCAUUUUCCUCAUCUGUAGAUAUAGAUAGUUGUGAAUGGACUAGCUGAACUCUCGGGUCCCUCAAGACUUUAGAAUUGAGCCCAUGCUGCCCUGUUGCACCCUGAUGAACAUGCCAUGGCUCAGUGGUGAUGACUGACACUUGGUCAUGCAGAAGGCAGUAACCAGAGGCCACUGCUUAUUUAUGGUAUUUAAUGUUUUACAGAAGACCAGAAAACAAUGCCAAGUUUUACAUCUACAUUGAUUUGAUUUAAUGUAAGCUGAAUCAUCUACCUAGUUAAGGUUUCCCUUGGCUAUAACUUUUUAUAGACUCUCAAAUUCCAGUAGAACACUCAAAAUAUUACUUUUUAAACCAUCUAUUCAACAAAUAUUUAUUGAAAAGCUACUAUGUGCUGUGUAUUGAUGUUACAGUGAUAACCCAAAGGGACACAGUCCCUGGCCCUGAGGAACUUAGGACAGAGUAAUGUAAAGAACAAGGCAGUUCUUUUCACUGUGAUCUGAUUUAUGAUUUACAUGAUCAGUAGCUUCAGGACUAUAGUACAUGAAUAUAAAUUGAUAUUUAUAUUCAUUGAUAUUUAUAUUCUCCUAUUUACAUAUCACAAGAUUCCAUUCCAGGGAACAUCUGUGUUUAAAACAUACAAUAUACUCAUAGCUAUGACUUGGGAUUUGGGGUAGAAAAGGGUAAAUUUUUCUAUUUUCUUCUCUAUCCUUGCUUUACAUUGAAUUAUUACAAUCAAGUGUAUAGCAGUUUAACUCAACAUGAAGAUUCUUUCAGGUGGUUAGAAGAAUUAUAAAGACAUAUCCUUUGUAGAAAUCUUUAGAAGAAUCUUCAAUAAAGUAAGUCUGAAUGGCAUUUAAAGAGAAAAAAAAAAGGACAAUCCUAAACAAGAGGUUUGAAAACUAAAACAGAAACAAAAGUUAGAUGCAUGAACCUCUGCAUGAAUAUUUGUCAUCCAGUUAUGGGGUAUUGAUUCUGAGUUUGAUACUUUUGUGGAUGAAUAAGAGACUGUACUGUCAAGAAACAAAUAUACAUUAUUAUUUUAAAUAAUACUUUCAUAGCAUUUUUCUCUUCCUAUUGUAAGUAAUGCUAAAACUACUACAAAUCCUUGUUCUAUGUAAUACUAGAAAACUAAAAGUACAACAAUACAAAUACUAAGUAAUAUUGAAAUAUUUACACUUAGCAAAUCUGCGAGGUGAUAAUAUUAUUCUUGCCACUUCGCAGGUGGAAAAAACUGAGGCACAGAGAGGUUGAGUAUCUCAACUAGAAUCAUCCAGCUAGUCAGAAACAGAGUGGAGACUAAACCCAGUUUAGCUCCGGAGUCUGUGCUUUGUAUGUCAUUUAUGCCACAGAUGCAAGACAUGCACUGAUAAUUGAGAUGAGCGACCCCAGUGUACCUCAUGGUUUGACAUGUGAGGAUAAUGUGAGUUAGAGCAAAUCACUUAACCCUUCCAUGCCUUAACAUUCUUAUUCUUAGAAACGAUGGAAGGGUAGUACCUUCUCAAUGGAUGAACUUAGAUAGGUUUUUGGUAAAUGUUAGAUACUCUUAGUAUCACCGACUAUGGUGAUAACCAUUCUAGGAAUUAAUAGGAAUCCAUUAAGUUUUAGGGGUGAAAAGAGGAAGAGUUGAAAGUUUUAGAGAAGAAGCAAAAUCUGAGUUGGAUCUAGACAGACGAAUAGAAAUUACUAGGGAAAGGAGAAAAGCAGAGAGGGUCUAAAGGAUGCCUGUGAUGACGCUUUUGUUGUCCGGAGGUAGAAAGUUGAUACCUCCCAACUACCCAUCCCUUGCCCUCCAUCCUCAAACUCUUGUCAUCCAACUCUCCCCUCUCAGUGCUUUUCUUCUGAUCCACUUACUAUCACCUGAACAUUGCAGAGCAUCGUUCUUAAAACUGCAGUCUGCACCUGUGCCAAAACCCCCUCCCACCCCUGUUUCUAAGCGUCCUUGCCCUUGUUUACUUUUCUUGUGGUGGUCGUUAGCAUCGAUCCUCUUCAAACAUGUUCUACACUUUCUGUGUUGGGGAGUUUGGGGUUACUUUGUUUUUGCUUAUUGUUUGUUUCCUAUUGAUAAAAUGUAAAUUCUUUGAAGGCAGACAUUUCAUCUGUUUUGUCCACAGGCAUAUUCCAAGCAGCUAGAACAACACCUGGCAUGUAUAUAUGCCCAUCAGAUAUUUGUUAAAUGAAUAAGUGAAUGAGUAAAAACCCUUAGUGAAAGUGAGUUUCAUAAAUUGGCCUGAAACUGUGUGUCCUCACUCAGCUCUUGCUCUUUUAAAGUGGGGGACAAGGGACGCAAACUCUCUCAACCCCUGGGCACUCUUGGGGACAAGCAUAAAUUUUCCCAAGUGAUAUAUGACUUUGUUAAUUUAAUUUUUCUUUUAUAUUGCAGUAGAGUUGACUUGCAAUGCAUUGUUAGUUUCAGGUGUACAGCACAGUGAUUCAGUUACAUGAGUUUGGGAUUAACAUAUACACACACACACAUAUAUAUACCCACAUAUAUAUGUGUAUAUAUAUAUGGGCUUUUUUAAUGAGUGAGUUUCUUCAGACACUACUAUAUAUAAAAUAGAUAACCAACAAGGACCUACUGUAUAACACAGGGAACUAUGCUCAAUGUUCCGUAAUAGCCUAGAUGGUAAAAGAAUCUGAAAAAGAAUGGAUGUGUAACCUUUUAUUUUGAGCUCAGGUCCCUGGGCCUGCAGACCUUCCUACUCUAUCUCUCCCUCCUCCCUAUAGCACCUCCUGCUCUGUACACAUCUCCUUCCCUUUUCUUCAGGAAUGAGCCUCUCCUACUAGCAACCAGCCCCAAUGGAUUGCAGUCAUGUGCUAAGUCCUUCUCUGCUCUUCUGCACCCUAGCCACACAAAGCAGAGAGGAACUGUCACUUAGUUUCCAAGCAAGAGCCUCUGUGCCUCUAAGCCUGUGCCAGGUGUCAGGCUCUCUCCCUCUUGUGAACAGAGAUACACCCAGAAGGGGCAUGUCAGAGUCAACUCUACACCCUCUUUACUGAAUGGUGUAUGACUGCAGCUUAGGAGCCAGGCUUACAUUCUAACCCCAGCUUGUCCAUCUGCUGUGUGGCUGUGCCCUGAGUCUGUUUCCUCAUCUGUGAAGGGAAGAGAACACCUUCUUAAAAGAUGGCUAAGAUGCAUAACUAAGGCAUUGCCUGCCCCAGUGCCUGGCACAGUUUUCUCAAAGAAUAUCCUGUUUUCCAACUAGUCAAGGGAAGUGCUUAGUGAGAGAUGCCCCUCCUCUGUCACCUCCUUAGAAGUGAGAUGUCAGCGUUAACCAAAGGCUGAAAAUCACAAAGCUAGAACUCAAGACUCAAAACCCAAACUGUGAAUUGGAGCGUGAAAUCGUGGGAGACUAGUUUGGGGCAGUAGUGAUAGAGGUUGGAAGAGAUGAGGGUCCCCAGAGGUGCACACGCCCGUGACGGAGGGCUUGGUACUUUGAUGUGCAUUCCUGUGCAAGCAGGACUAAAUGUGUCCUGGACACUCAGAAUGUCUGGCAUUAAUAAGUAAAAAGAGUAAAGAUAAGAUACUAGAUCUUAAAAGUUCUCAUCACAGGUAAAGAACAUUUCUAACUAGUGUGGUGAUGGAUAACUAGGCUUAUUGUGGUCAUUGUUUUGCUGUAUAUACAGAUAUUGAACCAUUAUGUUGCACACCUGAAACUAAUGUGUUAUAUGCAAAUAACAUCUCCAAAAGAAGACAGGUUUCUUCUUGACAUUGUUGGAAGGAAGGGAUGUCAGAAAAGAAAAAUAAAGAUAAAUGGUAGAUAAAUUAUCAAGAUAAAAUACAUGUUUCUAUGGUUUCUCUGGGCUUUUUUAGUAAGUGAGUUUCUUGACCCCAGUAUUUUAUAUUUAUUUUAUGUAUAUUAUAGUCUAGACACAUUUUAGGUUAAGUAGACAUAUGUAAGAAGCCUUGGGGAAGUAAACUCUAUGUAUAAACAUUAUUUCUAUGGGAAAAUGCAUUUUGGGUUUCAAAUGUUCAAUGUACAUUCAUAUUUUUAGAACAGAGUAAAUUAGAAACUUUAUUAGUUCUUUGAUUUGUUAUGUAUGAUGAGCUUUUGAAAAUGCUGCAUGAUUGCAGAAGUAUCUUUAUGAUGAUUUUUAAAACAAUUUGAAUAGUUGAAUUUUAAAUAUUUUUUUAUGUCGAACACAUUUCACUGUAGCCUUUUUUCCUCUUCUCUUCAUAACUUUUGGGGGAGAAAAAAACAAAGGAAAGCAUCUUUGUAGCACCAGGUUUCAGCCUGUCCAAGUAGAGGGCACUUUGCCCAUGUGUGGUCUUUCAGCACCUAAACCAUGACUGUCACCAUGUUUAUCAUCACUGCGUUUCACCAUUGAGUUCGUUGGUCCCUCGGGAUGGGCACAGUUGCCAGCAGGAGUCCCCAUGAAAUCACGACCAUAGGCUUACUUGCCUAGAUUGAAGGGACAUCAGACUCUUGUGCCUCCUGUUGGGAACCUUGUGUCCUCCACACAGCACCGAUUCCGACUUUUAUUUUUCUUUUAUUUUAGAAUGUAUGGACUGACAAAACCAUGUAGAUAAAAUAGUUGCCAUUUUUCAUGUCUCUUGCUUUUAUCAUUGUAUGAGAUUACCCUAGCUUGAUUUAUCAUAUAUUUUGUAUUUCUUUAACAUUUCAUUCCACAGGCACUCCAGAAAGUCUGAAAGAUCUAGCAUCCAAAAACAAACUAGGAAAGGCACUGCCGCUGAUGCAGAAAGGAUGCACCGACAAGGAAGUCCCACCCAGUCUCCUCCUGCAGACUCAGCCUUCAGCAGCCGCAGGGGAAGACAGCUCCCACAAGUGCCAGUGAGAAGCAGCAGUAUAGAACAAGCAAGCUUAGUAGUGGAGGAGCGUACAAGACAGAUGAAAAUGAAAGUGCAUCGACUUAAGCAGACAGCAGGGUCUGGGUCUAGUCAAGAACUUGAUCGCGAGCAAUAUUCCAAGUAUAACAUACAUAAAGAUCAGUACAGAAGCUGUGAUAACGUCUCUGCCAAAUCAUCUGAUAGUGAUGUCAGUGACGUGUCCGCCAUCUCCCGCACCAGCAGUGCCUCCCGCCUCAGCAGCACAAGCUUCCUGUCGGAGCAGUCUGAGCGCCCCCGGGGCAGAAUUAGUUCAUUUACCCCUAAAAUGCAAGGCAGACGGAUGGGGACUUCAGGAAGGGCCAUCAUCAAGAGCACAAGUGUCAGUGGAGAGAUGUACACUCUGGAGCAUAAUGACGGCAGUCAGUCGGACACAGCUGUGGGUACAGUUGGAGCAGGUGGAAAGAAGAGAAGGUCCAGCCUGAGUGCCAAAGUGGUUGCCAUAGUGUCUCGAAGGAGCCGAAGCACAUCCCAGCUGAGCCAAACAGAGUCAGGCCACAAGAAGUUGAAAAGCACCAUACAGAGAAGCACAGAAACAGGAAUGGCAGCAGAGAUGAGAAAGAUGGUACGGCAGCCCAGUCGGGAGUCGACAGAUGGCAGCAUUAACAGCUACAGCUCCGAGGGAAACUUAAUAUUUCCUGGAGUGCGACUAGGAGCGGAUAGUCAAUUUAGUGAUUUUCUUGAUGGAUUGGGACCAGCCCAGCUUGUUGGCCGCCAAACCCUCGCCACCCCUGCAAUGGGUGAUAUACAAAUUGGAAUGGAGGAUAAAAAGGGCCAGUUAGAAGUUGAAGUUAUUAGAGCACGAAGCCUCACUCAAAAACCUGGCUCCAAAUCUACGCCAGCUCCAUAUGUCAAAGUGUAUCUUUUGGAGAAUGGGGCCUGCAUAGCCAAGAAGAAGACAAGAAUUGCACGAAAGACCCUUGAUCCCUUGUAUCAACAGUCCCUGGUUUUUGAUGAAAGUCCACAGGGUAAAGUCCUUCAGGUGAUUGUCUGGGGGGACUACGGCAGGAUGGACCAUAAAUGCUUUAUGGGUGUGGCUCAGAUCUUGUUGGAGGAACUCGAUCUUUCCAGCAUGGUCAUCGGCUGGUACAAGCUGUUCCCACCAUCAUCGCUGGUGGACCCCACACUCACCCCUCUGACCCGCCGGGCUUCCCAAUCAUCUCUGGAAAGUUCAACGGGUCCCCCCUGCAUCCGAUCCUAAUGAACUUACACAAGAGUCGUUCCAGUCAGACUCUACCUUUCAGGAUAAAAAUCUGAACCAGAUAUUUCAUAAUCAAAAGCAUUAUUGGAGACAGACAAUCAACUUGUGUUUUUGCCUGUAGUUGUUUUUCAACAAUCUGUCCCAAUCGUUGUUUAAAACCUGGCUUCACAUGACAGAACAAGGCAGUCUAUCCAAUUACAGGAAGAGUCAACGUGCUAGUGAGAAUCACUGAUGCUUCUAAACAAAUAGAAAGAGAGGAAACUUCAAAUUCACACACACACACACACAUACACAAACCCCAAAAGGAACAAACUGGAAACUCUCACUCUGUGAAAAGUUGUGUUUUACAUGUUUCUGCACAAACCACAAGCAGUGUUAUUUCCCUGGUGUUUGAGAAAUUUUGUUUAUUUGUGUGUUAUUUGUUGAUUUCGGUUUCUUGAUUUGUUUUGUUUUUCACUGUAUUUGUUUUUUCCACUAGUUUUCAGCUGUGUCAUGACAGGCCUCAUGCUGUUUACAGAGACCCUUCCUUUCUUUUUCCAAAAGCAUCAAAAAAAAAAAAAAAAAAGGGCUGAAGCUGUCUCUGUAGCGUUUCUCCAAAGUGUGCACAAGACAAAUGAGGCCAUGCAGGGUUUCACCCACUUCCAUUUUUUAAAUUCUUCACAGACUUGUGUGUUGAAACCCAGAAAACAAAAAAUUAUUUUCCAAAAAACAGGUAAUCACAGAAGCCCUUUUUUGAAAGAAGAGCAUAUCUCUGUUUGCAUUCUAGAACACUGAUUUAUGUCUUCCAUUGUUUUGCAUGGAAGACUUUUACAGAGCUCAGUCUAUAGCUAGUGCUGGAAACAAAAACUAACCACAUCCUUGUACCUUGGAAACACUACUUAUAAUGCCUUUUUCUUCCUGACAUCCAAAAAAAAAAAAA